GUGAAUGAGUUCAGUGACGGACAGACAAACGGAUCCGUUUCCAUGGUAACAGGUCGGCUGCAGCACUGCAGGGCGUCAGCCUCCAGCUAGCGUGUAGCCCGGUCCUGGUCCAGGCUCUAGUCCUGGCUCUAUAGUUCGAGUAUAUAUCCCCGGAUUCUGGUCUUCUUUUAAGUCCCCAGGUCUGCAGUCUGGUCUAUACCUCAGCAGCAGGUCUGUCAUACAUACAGGACCCAGGAGGACCAGGACUCCAUUCAUUUUAAAGGACCCACGAAGCGGGCUGCAAGGAGGCCGGACCGGGUCUGAGAUUCUGCAGGAUCUUCGGGUUACACACACACACACACACACACACACACACACACACACACACACACACACGCAAGUGAACUCUGGAGUGUGGGAGCGAGCAGCCGAACUGAGCCUCUCCUGAAGUGGUCUCUGCUGGACUCAGAGAGGACCCUGUCCGUGGGAAUCAUUGCGAGGCUCUGACAGGCUGAUGAUGAGCUUUAAACGCAGGUCGGCGUGACGCGCCGCGCCGCACCGCACCGCGCCGCACCGCACCGCGUUGCACCGCGCCGCACCGGAGGAGAGAGCUGGAGGAUGGAGAGAGGAGAUUCAUCUCAGAGGAGAGGGAUCCGGAUCACUCAGGGUGCGCCGAACUAAAGGAGACACCGUGUGGACCGUGAGGGGUUCAGGUCUUUGAGGAUCCUGGAUUUAAUCUGUGUGUAUUAUGAAAUACUCUCUGCGGGUCCAGGUCUGAUCGGACUCUGCCGGACUGAGACUCUGAAAGUGUUUUUUAUCUGUAGGCUCGUGUGAAACUCUUCAUCUAACUGGAUCCAUGUUACAUAAAACUGUUCCCUCUGAAUACAGAAUCCGGCUCAAGGCUUCAUCCGCAUCAGACCGGAUUCAGGUUGGAAGAGAUCCAGCUGAUGGUCUGUGACAGCAGGUGGGAUCUGCUCCCCGCUCCACUCUUCAAAGUGGGGAUCCUGUCUUUAUGAUGGGAGCUGAGAGGGUGUGAUGUGAGCCGAACUGAAGACAGGAGUCUGGAGCUGUGGUCCCUGGUCUCUCUGGGUCUCUGGUGGAUUCUUCUGAGUCCAGAUCUUAAAGAAACUUUUUAUUGUAUUACAUUUUUAAACUGAGUCUGGUGUGACGUCCCUCCGCCCGCGAGACCCGAGCUGGGAUCUCCUUGGAAACGGUUAGUAACUCCCCCCCUCCUCCUCCUCGUCCUCCUCCUCCUCCUCCUACCCCCCCCUCCCCGCCUCCAUCAGGGAUGGUUGGUGCUGAGACCCUCCGCCUGCUCUCCCACUGACUCCACCUGAUCACAGGGUCCAGAUGUUCUCCAGCAGGAUGACUGGGAGUCAGUCCAGCCUGCUGCUCGCACAGCUGGAGGAGCUGCACGAGCUCGCCUUCAUCGAGAGACCCAUCCGCAGGAGCCUCAAGACCGCAGAGGAGAUCGAUCAGCUGACUGUGGAUGAAGACCUGAAUGACAUCGAGAGAGCUGUGUACCUGCUCAGUGUGGGUCAGGAGGUGCAGAGAGCGAGCGUCAUCAGUAACCUGCCGAUCCUCGUCCGCCAGAAUCCGGCUGAGACGUUUCGUCGGGUUGUUCCGAAGGUCCGGGAGGUCCUGAACGGAGCAGGAGCCGAAAUCCAGCUCGCAGCAGCAGCCUCCUUUUUAACCAUCCUGCAGGAUGACAUCAUCCUGAUCCACACCCACACCUACUCCAUCCUGAAGACCGUCCUGCUGCACCUUAAUCACAGGGACACAGUGGUGAGUAACGCCUGGUUGGAAACGUUGCUGUCAGCCAUCAACUCUCUCCCCAAAGAGACCAUCAAACAAGAGGUACUGAACCCUCUCCUCUAUCAACCCCAGCUGUCUCACUCUCUUCAGGCUCGUCUGUCCAGCUGCAGAAUCUUAGGGAAGAUCGCCAGCAAGUUUGAUUCUCACCUGGUGAAGAAGGAGCUGCUGCCUCUGGUCCGCUCUCUGUGUCAGGACAUGGAGUUCGAGGUGCGAGCCUGUAUGUGCCGUCAGCUGGAGAGCAUCGCCCGGGCGACAGGGGUGGACGACACCAAGACCGAGCUGCUCCCCGAGCUGUUGGAACUCACUGAUGAUGAGGAGAGCAACGUCCGCCUCGCCGCCUUCGACACCAUCAUCAACCUGAUGGAGAUGAUGGACAGCGAUGACCGAGUCCACGUCGUGGUCCCCUUGGUGAUGUCAGUGUGCGAUACGGCGACACAGGCGGACGAUGCCGUCCUGGUUUCUCUGUCGUUCCAGUUUGGGAAGCUCUGCAGUGGACUGGAAGGCUCUCUCUCAGACGAGCAGAAAGGCCGGCUGCUGCUGAGGUUUAAGGAGUUGAGUGUCGCUGGUCUGCACACUGAGGGGAACCAGACUGAGGGCAACACCGAGUCUACCCUGAUCCGCUGUAACUGCUGCUACAACCUGCCUGCCAUGGUGGUGUUUGCUGAUCCGGCUCACUUCCUGUCAGAGAUUUACUCGUCUUUCUCCAGUCUUUGUUGUGACCCCGAGGUCAGCGUUCGACGGAGUGCUGCAGCCACUUUCCACCAGGUGGUGAAGCUGCUUGGUUCAGACGCCCACCUGGUCCACAAGGAGCUCCUGGCUCUGCUGCAGGACGACUCCCUGGAGGUGUUGGACGCUCUGAUGAAUCACCUUGAGGAAACUCUGGAGGCUGUUCUUUCCAGAGGCGAAAACCUGACGCUGGACAACAAGCUCCCAGAGCUGCUGGCGGCUUUGCUGUUAGCGGAGCAGAAGGUUGGCUGCUCCCUGCGUUGGCGGCUGCACGAGAAGCUGCUGCAGCGUUACAGCUACCUGGCCAGACUGCUUCCUGGAGAAGUGCUGCACCAGAGCUUCUCCCCUCGCAUCUUCAUCAUCCUCACCACCAAUAAAGUGUUGCCCGUUCAGAGGGAGGCCGCUCGGACGUUCUGCACGUUCCUACGCUACAACCGCAAACAGGAGCAGCGUCAGGAGAUGAUGGAGCGGCUGAUCCAAGAUCUCGCUCAGGGGCGGAGCUACUGGAACCGCCUGAGGUUCCUGGACGUCUGUGAAACGGCCACCGAGAUCUUCUCCAGGAAAUACUUCAACAAACACUUUCUGAUCCCGGCGCUGGAGCUGGUCCACGACCCUGUCGCCAACGUCAGGUACAAGCUCUGCCAGCUGUUACCCAGACUCCGCUCAUCCCUCCAUCUGCCGACUGACAAACAGCUGCUGCAGCAACUGGACUUCUGCGUCCAGAAACUGCUCUGCAGAGAGAAGGACAAGGACGUGGUCGCCACCAUCCGCAAGACGGUGCUGGAACUGGACAAAGUGGACCUCACGGAGCCUUUUCACAAAAGGCAGGAGAGGGAUUUACUGGACCAGAAGAAGGAGAAGGAAGAGACUCUGCUGCUGGAGAUGGAACAGCUGGAGCGCCAGCAGGCCGAUGGGAAACUGAACUCUGAGAAACACACAGAGAGGAAACGAAGGGACAGCAAGACCAGUCUAUCCGCCACCAAAUCCAUGUCCGUGUCUUCAUCCGGAGCCACCUUCUCCUCCUCUGGUAAAGAGAUGAGGAAGGCCAAACUGUCCAGGAGUCGAUCCCUCAGCAGUCAGCCCACGUCGUCCAAAGCUGCCAACGCAGAGAGACCUCUGAAAGUGAAAGAUCUGAGCGGCACAUCUGGAACCGGGAAGUCCUCCAUGCUAUCAGCUAAAGACGACUCCUUCAGGACCGCCCACUUCAGCAUGGCAACCCAGUCCACCUCCUCCAUGCCGGUUCUGAUCCGCAGCAACACCACCAGCCUCCUAGACAGGGCCAGUACACUAGACCAUAGAAGUAGUACCAUGGACCACAGGACUGGCACUCUAGACCAGAGAGAUCAUAGAACCAAUAUACUGGACCACAGAACCGGUACUUUGGACCACAGAACCAGUACUUUGGACCACAGGACCAGUACUUUGGACCACAGGACCAGUACUUUGGACCACAGGACCAGUAACAUGGACCACAGAAAUAAUGUGAUGGACCACAGGACCAGUUCCAUUGACCAGAGAGACUACAGAACCGGUACCUUAGACCAGAGAGACCAUAAAACCAGUGCUAUGGACCAGAGAGAGCACAGGACCAGUACCUUGGACCAGCGCAGUAAAACGAUGGACCGGGGCUGCGGAAUGAAGGACAGCCAGUCCAGGAAGCUGACGAUAAACAGGAAGUCGAACUCUUUCAGCGUCCAAUCAGCACGAGACUGAGGAUGACGUCAUUCUAAAGCUACCGGGGCCAUCACCCAAUCAGCAGUCAUCUUCAGAGUACUAGGAUGAAUGCUGAACGUUACCCAGAAUGCACCAGACAGUAACUAACAGAGACACACUGUUUGUAACCACUGAGCUGCUUUUAUUUUGAAAACUCUGUACUGUAACGAUCUGUUCCUGUCGCCUGAUUGGCUCAGUAAAAUCCACACCUACUAACUCAA
Molecule: messenger RNA, 4454 nt
Organism: Notolabrus celidotus (New Zealand spotty)
Lineage: Eukaryota; Metazoa; Chordata; Actinopteri; Labriformes; Labridae
Gene: ppp4r4
Product: protein phosphatase 4, regulatory subunit 4
Exons: 25
Coding region: 1330-4233 (967 amino acids)
Cellular component (GO): cytosol; protein serine/threonine phosphatase complex
Molecular function (GO): protein phosphatase regulator activity; protein binding
Source: RefSeq, a predicted model, not a curated record